Molecule: messenger RNA, 1058 nt
Organism: Fragaria vesca subsp. vesca
Lineage: Eukaryota; Viridiplantae; Streptophyta; Magnoliopsida; Rosales; Rosaceae
Product: rhomboid protease GluP-like
Exons: 9
Coding region: 28-963 (311 amino acids)
Cellular component (GO): chloroplast membrane
Molecular function (GO): serine-type endopeptidase activity
Source: RefSeq, a predicted model, not a curated record
GAAACAGAAAGAGGUUGAUGGUGUGGGAUGAUAAGUGUAGGCGAGCUCCAAUCCCUCUGGUUCUCUUUACCCAAACUGGGUCGACUCUCUGCAAGGCCCCUUCAUCUCCUCGCCUCUGCCACUUCUCUCCGCCUCGCUCAACACUUCCACUUUGAUUCUCUUCUCCGCUCCUACUUUCAGAAACAACUUGCUCAUAUCAGUCCCUUGCAUAAGUUGAAGUCAUUGUCAACUCCUACUUCAAUUUGCUUUAGUCUUUUUGAUGGAAGAGACAACAGCAAUGAUGUUACAAAUAAAGACAUACCCAACUCUAACAUGUCCACUAGAAACUUCUUCAGUGGAAGACAAUGGACAAAUCUUCUGCUUGCCGUUAAUAUCAUAGUUUAUAUUGCACAAGUUGGAACACAAAAUGACUUGACCCUAUGGGGUGCCAAGAUUAACAGGCUCAUCGAUAAAGGGCAAUUGUGGAGGCUUGUCACAAGUGCCUUUUUGCAUGCAAAUGUUGGCCACCUCCUGGUCAAUUGCUAUUCUUUGAAUAAUGUUGGCCCUACCAUGGAGAAGCUCAGUGGUUCAAAGCGAUUUCUUGCGAUUUACUUCACCUCUGCAAUUGCAAGUUCCGCAAUGAGUUAUUGGUGCAGCCAGGCACCUGCGGUGGGUGCAUCAGGAGCAGUCUUCGGCUUAGUGGGAUCUCUUGCAGUCUUUGUCAUGAGGCAUAAAGCUCUGGUUGGGGGUGGCAAAGAAGAUCUAAAGCACAUAGCCUAUGUAAUUGUCCUAAAUAUGGGUAUUGGGCUGUUCUCCAAAGGCAUUGAUAGCUGGGGACAUUUGGGAGGCUUGCUUGGUGGAGCUGCCACAUCAUGGCUUCUAGGACCUGCCUGGAAGUAUGAAUUUUCAUCCACUGAUAGACGAAGGAUUUUUACUGACAAGGCUCCUAUUUUCUACCUCAUCAACCGAGAGCCUAGAUCCUAGGCAUUUUAUACAUAGCUCAAAGAAUUGUACUUCUACUUGAUUAAACUAACGUGCUAUACAGACUGGUGAGGAAUUAGUACGCCAAAUUGGACAUA